GGACAGCCCCGCCGCCGCAACAUCCCGAGUCGCUCGUCAGAUCCUCCAGCAACACAGCACCUUCGCCGCCGCCGCCAUGGGUAAGGUUCACGGAUCGCUGGCCCGCGCUGGGAAGGUGCGCGGGCAGACGCCCAAGGUUGCAAAGCAGGACAAGAAGAAGAAGCCCCGCGGCCGCGCUCACAAGCGCAUGCAAUACAACCGCCGCUUCGUCACCGCCGUUGUUGGAUUCGGCAAGAAGCGCGGCCCCAACUCAUCGGAGAAGUAGAUCUAGCUAUGGCUUUGUGUUUUAUUCCCCACUAGUUUCCUCACUGAUGGCAACUUGCUGAAGACUUAUGCUAUUAUCUGUAUCGAUGUUACUGCAAUACUGUUAAGUAGGAUAUAUGCAUCGUUUAGUUGAUCAAGUUGCCUGUGGUGGUGAUCCUUUUAGUUUGUCUGGAAUGUUGGAAACAUGUUUGUGUCGUGCUGUGUUCGUUUUGUUUUGAAACUGGUAACAUGAUUGAGUCUAAA
This is a messenger RNA of Zea mays, 507 nucleotides long. RefSeq names its product 40S ribosomal protein S30-like. The coding region runs from base 77 to 265 and encodes 62 amino acids. The record is from RefSeq and is marked validated. Gene Ontology annotation, cellular component: cytosolic small ribosomal subunit; ribosome. Lineage: Eukaryota; Viridiplantae; Streptophyta; Magnoliopsida; Poales; Poaceae. The transcript is spliced from 2 exons. Gene Ontology annotation, biological process: translation. Gene Ontology annotation, molecular function: structural constituent of ribosome.